GAGAGAGAGAGAGAGAGCCAUUUGUAUCGGAAACUGAGAAAAUCUUCAAAUUUCAAAAAAUAAGAGGAAAGGCGGGAUUCCAAACAUUCUCUUCGUCUUCUUCUUCUUCUUCUUAUUCUCAGACUUCUGUCUCUCUCGAUUUAUUUGGAAUCGAUCGAUCCUUGCGAAAACACAAAACUCAUCUCCACAAAUCAGUGUUGUAAGCAAUGGCAGAAAAUACGGCCAGCCAUAGAAGAAAACCUCAGAGCUUGAACGAUCGACACUAUAGUAUCCUACAGGAUCUUUCUGCGCCUCCUAAACAGCUUUCCUCUUCUUCCCAUGGAGAAACGAACAAGACCAUGAUUAAGCUUGCUGGACGACGUCGUCUCUGCAAGGCCUUGCCUAAGGAAGACUUAUCUGAUUUAGAUGACGAAGAUCCUGAUUUGGUCGAUUUCGACGAUUCCCCAGCUAAAGGGGAUUCAUCAUCACUCGAGAGCGCUGGAGCUGGGAACGAUUUCACAUCUUGGGAUGAAUCAGAGGAAGCUAAGACACAGCUGGCUGAGGAGCCUAACUUUUCCAUAAUCACAGACUUCGCUUCGCCCUCACCUCAGUUGAAGCAAAAAGAGGAAAGACAAGAUGGGGGAGGAAGGAACGAGAUCAUGGAUAUUUUGGAUGACCUCACCUCUAAGCUUGGGACAAUGUCCAUUCAGAAGAAGAAAGUUAACCAGAGCAAUGAUUUUGAUGCCGGUGGAGUUAAUAAGACCCAGGUUGAUAAUCUUGAUUUUGAGGACGCCAAUUCCUCGUUUUCCUUUAUAUCAGAUCUGUCCAAGUCCUCGUCAGAUGUAGUUACCACAUGUAAUGCUGGCGUUGAUAGUCUCAAGGACAAGCAAGGCUAUGCUGCUGUUGCCAUCCGGGAAGAGGAAACAAGUGAUGAGUUUUCGAGCGAAUGGGAAGAAAGAGUUUCGAAUGUUGGAAAGCUAAACUCAUUUUCUGGACAGCACUUUUACGAUAAGUCUGAAGAUAAUAGGCAGGGAUACAAUCUUGACCGUGGGAAGGGAAAACACAAAGAAGUCGGCCAAAGUCUGAAGACUACUAGGCAUAUAGAGGCAAGUGCGAAGCUAAGAACAGUCGGACAGUCGAAUGCCGCCAAGCUAAGAGACUUAGACGAGGAUGAUGAUGAUGAUGAAUGUGUCAUUUUGACUGGGGAAAAGGCAGCUGAAAUGAAAAUUCAUCCUGGAAAGCCUAAAAAGCCAGCUCGGUCUCACAACACCGAAAGACAUGGUUAUGAUGAGAGAUUGUUGGAGGAUGAAGGGUCUAUCACUUUUACUGCCCUCAACUUAUCUUACACAUUGCCUGGAAAGAUUGCAACAAUGUUAUAUCCACAUCAGAGGGAAGGGCUGAAGUGGCUUUGGUCGUUGCAUACACAAGAGAAAGGUGGAAUACUUGGAGAUGAUAUGGGGUUAGGUAAAACUAUGCAGAUCUGUAGUUUUCUUGCUGGUUUGUUCAACUCCAAACUCAUCAAGCGUGCUUUGAUAGUGGCCCCAAAAACCUUGCUGCCUCACUGGAUGAAAGAACUAGCUACUGUAGGACUUUCACGAAUGACUAGGGAAUACUAUGGCACUUCGACAAAAGCCCGGGAAUAUGACCUCCACCACGUUCUGCAGGGUAAAGGUGUUCUUCUAACAACCUAUGAUAUCGUACGGAACAAUACAAAGGCUUUGCAAGGUGACGACCAUUAUACUGAUGAGGAUGACGAGGAUGGAAUCAAAUGGGAUUACAUGAUUCUGGACGAGGGACAUCUAAUUAAGAACCCCAACACACAAAGGGCCAAGAGUUUGCUUGAGAUCCCAAGUUCUCACCGUAUAAUAAUAAGUGGUACACCAAUCCAGAACAAUCUCAAGGAACUGUGGGCUCUCUUCAACUUCUGCUGCCCUGGGCUACUCGGUGACAAGAAUUGGUUUAAGCAGAAUUAUGAGCAUUACAUUAUUCGUGGAACUGACAAGAAUGCUUCUGAUAGAGAACAGAGGAUAGGCUCAACAGUAGCAAAGAACUUGAGGGAGCAUAUUCAACCUUUCUUCUUGCGGCGCCUUAAGAGUGAAGUGUUUGGUGAUGAUGGUGCAACCUCGAAACUAUCAAAGAAGGACGAAAUUGUUGUAUGGCUAAGGCUAACCGCUUGCCAGAGGCAAUUAUAUGAAGCUUUCUUAAACAGUGAAAUUGUUCUGUCAGCUUUUGAUGGUUCGCCUCUAGCAGCUCUAACGAUUCUGAAGAAAAUAUGUGACCACCCGCUUCUGUUAACUAAGAGGGCUGCUGAGGAUGUCCUAGAAGGAAUGGAAUCAACACUAACACAAGAAGAAGCAGGCGUGGCUGAGAGAUUGGCGAUGCAUAUAGCAGACAAUGUGGAUACAGAUGAUUUCCAGACCAAGAAUGACAGCAUCUCUUGCAAAUUGUCAUUCAUUAUGUCGCUACUGGAAAAUUUAAUUCCAGAUGGACAUCGUGUUCUAAUCUUCUCCCAAACGCGAAAAAUGCUUAAUCUCAUUCAGGAUUCUCUUACCUCCAACGGUUAUAGUUUCUUGCGAAUUGAUGGCACUACAAAAGCCCCCGACAGAUUGAAGACUGUUGAAGAAUUUCAAGAAGGUCAUGUGGCUCCUAUAUUUCUCUUGACUUCUCAAGUUGGUGGUCUCGGACUUACUCUGACUAAGGCAGACCGUGUGAUUGUGGUUGACCCUGCCUGGAAUCCAAGCACGGACAACCAGAGCGUUGAUCGAGCAUAUAGAAUUGGGCAGACAAAGGAUGUCAUCGUGUAUAGGUUAAUGACCUCAGCAACUGUUGAAGAGAAGAUAUACAGAAAACAAGUAUACAAGGGAGGAUUGUUUAAAACUGCAACUGAGCAUAAAGAACAAAUCCGCUACUUCAGCCAGCAGGACCUUCGAGAACUUUUCAGUCUUCCCAAAGGAGGCUUCGAUGUUUCACCUACACAACAACAACUAUACGAAGAGCACUAUAACCAGAUCAAACUAGAUGAAACUCUAGAAUCCCAUGUAAAGUUUCUUGAAACUCUUGGCAUAGCUGGAGUUAGCCACCACAGCCUACUUUUCUCCAAGACAGCUCCUGUUCAAGCUAUACAGAAAGAUGAAGAAGAAGAAAUAAGGAGAGAAACAACGUCGUUCUUGGGAUACCCAUCAUCAAGUAUUUCACAAGACACCGUAAUCAAUGGGGCUGACUAUGCUUUCAAGCCAAAGGAUGUGAAUUUGAAUAAGACAAUCAAUAUUUCCCCAAUAGACGACAAGGAAUUGUCAGAAAGCGAAAUUAAAGCAAGACUCGGUCGUUUAUCGAUGCUACUCAAAAACAAGAGUACGGUCUCAAGGUUACCAGAUGGAGGGGCAAAAAUUCAGAAACAGAUUGAUGAAUUGACUAGAGAACUAGGAGACUUGAAAGUAGCACAAGGGAUCAGUAUGCCUCAAGUUAUUGACUUGGAGUAAGUCAGAAGAUGAUGCACAGAGGAUGUAGAAAAAGACAGAAAUCAAGAUGCAAGGAAUGCUUAGGACCAUCAUGGCAACACUAGGGUUUUUUUUUUUUUGUGUUUCUUUCUUAUCAAAUUUGGUUUUGCUGAAUUGAAAAGUCAGUUACUUAUGACUUGCUGCAAACAAGAUCAACGCUACUACAAAAACGAGUGUGCUAAGCCAGAUUUUAUCUUUUAAUCUGAAACCCAUAGAACUGUGUAAUCAGUAAAAUGAAGAUUUCAGCACAAAUUGUCUUUGA
Camelina sativa (false flax) is the source of this 3738-nucleotide messenger RNA. RefSeq names its product protein CHROMATIN REMODELING 24. NCBI's taxonomy places the organism in Eukaryota, Viridiplantae, Streptophyta, Magnoliopsida, Brassicales, Brassicaceae. Gene Ontology annotation, molecular function: ATP binding; DNA translocase activity. The record is from RefSeq and is a predicted model, not a curated record.